CUCCGCCCUUCUUCCGUCCUUUUGGUUGGUGGCUCGUUUAGCGCAUUGACUUCGUCGCCUGUUCAGCUAAGUUUUCUCUCUUUCUCUCCUUUCUGUCGUGUUAUUAUUCUGCUUUUUUCUCUCGCUGGAAUCCUUCCUCGGGUCCGAAUCAAAUCACCCUUUUCCGGCUUGGUUUUGCUCUUUGGGCCAUUUUCCUUCGGAUCCAUCUCCCAAAAUCUGUUCUUUCGAAUCUUUGUUCGUGAGGACGCUUCUUGUGUUCUAAAUCUACCGCCGUUUGCUCUAGUUAAUCGAGGAACAUUUGUGAUCUUGAUGUUUGCAUCUUUAAUCGUGUCGGGGAUCAUCUUCUAGCCCUUUAUGCAUCUCGCUGCUCUUAGCGUCUGCUUGCUCCACUCCUUCUCCGUCGUCCUCCUUUACUGGUCGUAUGUGAUCUCGUGAACUGAUCCAUUUCGAUUUAGGAACUAGUUUUUUUUUCUUGAUUUUAUUUUCUAAUCCGGUAUCGGAGAAGUUAGACUCAUAAACUGUAAGUUUUCUACUCCUAAAAAACGAAAGAGCGAUGUCUUCCUCGCCUACUCGUCGAGCUUCGAGCUCCGAAGAGGAAUCGAAGCCUGCGAUCGAGGAGAGAAAGCGUAAGAGGAUGCUCUCCAACAGGGAGUCGGCGAGGAGGUCGAGGAUGAGGAAGCUGCAGCACUUGGACGUGCUGGUGAGCCAAGAGGCGCAGCUCAAGACCCAAAACGCCAAAUUCUCUGAGCAAAUCCAAGCGGUGACGCAGCAGUACAUGGCGGUGGACACCGAGAACGCCAUCCUACGUGCGCAGCUCAACGAGUUGACGCAGAGGCUGCAGUCGGUGAACUCGGUGCUGCGCUUCGUGGAGGAGUUCAGUGGGAUAGCCAUGGACAUUCCGGAGAUGCCCGACCCCAUUUUGAAGCCAUGGCGGCUUCCUUAUCCGGCGCAGUCAAUCAUGGCCAAUGCUGAAACGCUUCAAUUCUGAAAUGUUACAGUAGUAUUUGUCUUCGCAAAUUGUGUUACAGUCUGGGAGUUCUCUUCUUGCAGUGGUUAUGCAGUGAGUUUGUGUGCGUUUAUUGGAACCAUGUUUGACGGUUUUGGCUGUCUUGUAUUUGGUCCGUCCUUGGUGUGCACUGUGAUGGGUUGAAAAUAAUUGAAUUAGUGUUAAGUGUGUUGCUGAAAAUAUUAUUUGAAGAUAUGAUAAUUACAAAUUACUCCUUUUAUGUUUA
Molecule: messenger RNA, 1232 nt
Organism: Zingiber officinale
Lineage: Eukaryota; Viridiplantae; Streptophyta; Magnoliopsida; Zingiberales; Zingiberaceae
Product: ocs element-binding factor 1-like
Exons: 1
Coding region: 554-988 (144 amino acids)
Biological process (GO): positive regulation of DNA-templated transcription
Cellular component (GO): nucleus
Molecular function (GO): transcription cis-regulatory region binding; DNA-binding transcription factor activity
Source: RefSeq, a predicted model, not a curated record